GCAAAGAGUAUAUAAUCUUGGCCUUAUAAGAUUGCUCUCCAUGUUCUUAUAUUCCACACCGCUAGACUCAGCUCUGCGCCAUGAAAACCGUGGUUCUGUGGUUAUGUCUCCUGAGCGCGGCGGGCUCCAGCAGCGGUGCAGCCGAGUUCAAGUGCGCAGAGCCCCCCUCCGCCAUGAAGUUUUCCCUCACCAGCUACCGCAACAAGACAGGCCACUGGAAGGCUCAGGUGCAGCUGGAACACAGAGCGACAGAGCAAGAUUCAGCCGAGUGGGAGGUUGACAUCGACCACAGAGUUACUCCUCAGUACAAUGGUUCCGACACCAUCCUCAUUGUCGCUACGGUCACAGUUCCUCCUGUAGGAACUGCCGUUGUUACGCCAGAGGCUCCGAAACCCGUACCAGAAGGUUACAGAAAGUUUUCAGAGUCCGACUACUUCAAGGUUUACGCAGCAGAAAAUUCAUGGGUGCCAGCACGCGAUAUCUGCCAGAAGGAAGGGGCACACCUUGCCGUUGUGAACUCUGAGGCUGAGGCAAGAUUCAUAACGAGUCUCUGGAAUUCCAAAUCGGAUUGGGCCUUCAUAGGAACCCACGACCUAUACGAGGAGGGAAUAUAUGUUACGAUAUACAAUCAGUCGCUCAGUGCCGCAGGUUACGACAAGUGGUUUUUAGGAGAGCCGAACGGAGGUACUGCUGAGAACUGUGGCGUCAUCAACCGCAACACGUUGCUAGGAAAUUAUUUCUGCAACCGUCAUUUACCGUUCAUCUGUGAAUUCCAAAAUUGAGCACCCGGGUCUCAGCAAUUUCUUAUUUUAUGAUAUUAAAACAGCAAACAAUUACCACUAGGAACAAUUAUAGUUUUCCUUAUCUAG
Molecule: messenger RNA, 869 nt
Organism: Cryptotermes secundus
Lineage: Eukaryota; Metazoa; Arthropoda; Insecta; Blattodea; Kalotermitidae
Product: hemolymph lipopolysaccharide-binding protein
Exons: 5
Coding region: 81-782 (233 amino acids)
Source: RefSeq, a predicted model, not a curated record